AUGUCCAAGCCAACCAUCGUCAUCGUCCCUGGCUCCUUCACAUCUGCAGCAGCCUACGAGACACUCGCUUCCGUCUUAGCCAAACAAUACAACUACGAAGUCAUCGUCGGCACUCUCCAAUCUACCAUCCGCGCACCUCCCGAAAAGGCAGCAACAUUACAAGAAGACGCCGCCUAUUUCCGGGGAGUCAUCGAAGCGCUCUUAAACCAGGGUAAAGACGUUGUCGUCGUUGGACAUUCUUAUGGCGGCAUUGUAGCUACCGAAAGUGUCAAAAAGGUCACUCAUAGCGAGCGUCAAGCGCAGGGCAAGAGCACCGGUGGUGUUACUAAGAUUAUCUAUGUGGCUUCUAUAGUUGCAGAGAUUGGAGAGACUGCUAUUCAGGCGAUGGGAGGGCAAUUGGGUCCUACCAUCAAGAUAUUGGGCGACUACAUGUAUUUCGAUACAGAAGCUGGUGCCUCUUACCUCUACGACGGGCUAUCGUCAAACGAGGCCCUGGAAACAGGCCGGAAAUACACUACCAUCCAUGCGACGACAAGCUUCCUUGAUCCGGCCACAAACGCUGCGGUUGACCAUGUCCCCGUGACAUACAUACACACUGCGAAAGACAAUAUCGUCCCCCCGGAAAGACAGCAGCAAAUUGUGGAGAGUCUCAAGUCGAGGAAUGCGAGAAAUGUGUCUACAAUCACCAUCAACGAGGGCCAUAUGCCGCAAGUAUUGGCUCCGGAGGUGUUGGCGAAGGCGAUUGUUGAAGGUAUUUCUCAAGAAUUGAACAUCAUCAAUGCCAUCCUCGACAAGAUGGCCAUAUUAGCAGGCUUGAUUCUCUAUGCAUCUAUMCCCGCCAUCAUCCUUCUACAUCUGCUUGCCUCGCCACAUACAAAAGUCGAGGAAUCGUUCCACAUUCAAGCAACGCAUGAUAUCUUAACAUUUGGGAUUCCGUCACCUCUUCAACUCAAUCGUAGUGCAAUUGCCGAAAAAUUCCAGGCUAACUAUGAUCACUUCAGCUUUCCGGGAGCUGUUCCCCGCACUUUCAUUGGAGCACUAGCGCUCGCGAGUGCUUCGGGGCCCGUCAUCUGGUUUCAAGAGAACGUUGAUAGACAAUUAUUGGUUCGCGCAAUCCUUGGCCUGUUCAAUGCCGUAUCCUUGAUUGUAUUCGCGCGGGGCAUACAGAAGUCCUUCGGCAACGUGACGGCUUACUGGUACCUACUAUUUCAGGCCAGCCAGUUCCACGUUGCUUACUAUGCGUCGCGAACUCUGUCAAACAUGUUUGCCUUUGGCAUGACCACACUUGCGUUGCGACUUCUUCUUCCGGAGCCUGUCAGAAAUGAUGCAAAAAGUGUUAAAUCUACAAGGACAAAGGAAAAAGCCACAAAAGCUACAAGGGACACCAAAAAAGGUACUACGGUCUUACCUAACUAUUCAAGAUAUCGGCUUGCACUCGUCCUUUUCACUGUCGCUGGCAUUAUAUUCCGUUCGGAGCUCGCACUUUUGCUAGCGACGAACACUAUUUAUUAUUUCCUGACACGGCGGAUUCGUAUCUGGCAAGAUAUAAUACCAGCCGGGAUCAUUGGGCUUCUUGUUGGUCUUACAGCCACUGUGAUCGUCGAUUCCUACUUCUGGCAAGAAUUUCCCCUUUGGCCCGAAUUCAGUGCAUUCAAAUUCAACGUGGUGUCAGGUCAAGCCUCCGCCUGGGGGACUGAUCCCUGGUACUUCUACUUUACUAGUGCUCUGCCUCGCCUCCUUCUCAACCCAUUGACCUGUUUUCAACCACACAAAGAGUGGCGGUUCAUUAUCUAUAUUAUCCCGGCAUUGACAGCAGCAGCAGCUCAAGGCGCGGCGAAUAUAUGGACCAAUCGUGGAAAGUCAAUACUUUAUCGCUUACUCUCCUUCUCAUUGGUGGUGUCCACGCUCGGCUCCUUUUUAUUUUCCACUUUUAUCCUCCUGCCGAUUUCGUCGGCAAACUAUCCAGGGGCUCAGGCUAUUCAACGAGCUCACUUCCACGGUCAAGGCAGUCAACCCCGCAUUACCCUGUACAUGGGUAACCUGGCAUGCCAGACAGGUGUCACUAGAUUUCUACAACAAUCUCAGAACUCUACCUUUGUAGGUGGGAGUGAAAAGGAGGCCAACAUUGCCACAAAAUGGGAAUACGAUAAAACAGAAGACCCGGUCUUGAAGUCUACACCAGAGUUUUGGUCAAACAUUGAUUAUGCACUGGUCGAAGACCAAGAAUUUGAGCAACUUAAAUUACAUUCAUCAGACGCCGAUUCGUGGGAAAUCAUAGAUACUAUCGUCGGAUUCGGCGGAUUCAAGCUCAUCAAACCAUCCGAGCCACGCCAGCACGACGAUAGAAGCAGCAUAGAGAUCGACGCAAUCAGAUAUAUUGCGGGUGAUAAAGGUGUUAUUUACUACAAAAUAAUGCGAGACGAAAUUACUCGACGCUUGACGAGAGGGUACUGGGCCGAGAUGAGUCUGGUGCCGAGGAUCAGGGUCGUGAGGCAUUCGCGAGCUAUCUGA
Talaromyces amestolkiae is the source of this 2511-nucleotide messenger RNA. RefSeq lists its product as uncharacterized. The coding region runs from base 1 to 2511 and encodes 836 amino acids. The transcript is spliced from 7 exons. Lineage: Eukaryota; Fungi; Ascomycota; Eurotiomycetes; Eurotiales; Trichocomaceae. The record is from RefSeq and is a predicted model, not a curated record. Gene Ontology annotation, molecular function: alpha-1,6-mannosyltransferase activity. Gene Ontology annotation, biological process: protein N-linked glycosylation. Gene Ontology annotation, cellular component: endoplasmic reticulum membrane.